AUGAAGUCCAAGGCAGUGUCUUUCGCAGAGGAGAAGGUGAAGAAGGCCCGCGCGGCCCCCGCUCAUCCUCCCUACCUCGAGGUUGGUUUUCUCCGGGCCUUUCCAUGGCGGCGCCGCCGUCAGCUCCGAUGGCGGGAGGUUCUGAUCUGGUGGCGGAUUUGAUAUUUUCCUCUGUGGCAGAUGGCGAGGGAGGCGAUCCAUGCGCUGAAGGAGCGAACUGGGUCCAGCCAGUACGCCAUCUCCAAGUUCAUCGAGGAGAAGCACAGGGGAAACCUCCCUUCCAACUUCAGAAAGCUCCUCCUCGUCCAGCUGAGGAGGUUCACCGCCGCCGGCAAGCUCACCAAGGUGAAGUACUCCUACAAGCUUCCCCCCUCCUCCGCCGCCGCAGCCGGCGACGCCGCUGCUUCAAAGCUGAAGGUGAAAGCUUCUGCUGCCGCUGCAAAACCGAAGGUGAAAGUUUCCGCCACCACUGCAAAGCCGAAGGUGAAAGUUUCCGCCUCCGCUGCAAAGCCGAAGGUGAAAGUUUCCGCUUCCGCUGCAAAGCCGAAGGGAAAAGCUUCCGCCGCCGCUGCAAAGCUCAAGGUGAAAGCUUCCGCCGCCACUUCAAAGCUCAAGGUGAAAGCUUCUGUCGCCGCUGCAAAGCCGAAGGUGGGUAGGCCCCCCGGCGUGAAGGUGAAGGCGGCGGCUGCUCCUGCCAGUAGAUCGAAGGGCCGGCCGGCGAAGGUGGCGAGGACAUCCGGUAAGGAUUCUCCGGGGAAGAAGGUUCCGGCGACCUCCGCGCGGAGGGCAUCAUUGGCCAGCAAAAAUGUCGCCAGCGGUAAGUCGCCGGCGAAGAAGGCUAUUCCCGCGAAGCGGACCCGGGCGGGGAAGGCCUGA
This is a messenger RNA of Spirodela intermedia, 876 nucleotides long. NCBI's taxonomy places the organism in Eukaryota, Viridiplantae, Streptophyta, Magnoliopsida, Alismatales, Araceae. The record is from the annotation of a GenBank genome assembly.